GGGAAUGCUACUUAUCGCAGGGGCGGACGCGUGCGCGUCAUGAUAAUAGGGCGUGCUUGUCACGCGGAGCCUAUUAUGCCUGCUGCGAGGCCUGCUUGAGGUGAAGCCUUUGUGUACCUCGUCGGAUCGUACGGGGUUGCCGUUCGCGGAGAGUUGCGAAGGAGACAGCUUCUAGCCUCUCGCGUCGGCGGCGAAGCGGUAUCGUCCUCUCCUGACCGUUUCUUGCUCUACAUUGCCUUCCCUGGAGCGCUACGUGUUCGCGACGACGCGACGGUCAUGACGCGACCGCUGCAUUUCACGGGUCUGCGGGCUGGGAAAAAUGAGCCGAUAAGCGUCGUGACGGGGAGUGUGACAGUUGCCAUAUGGGGACGGGUGCGAUGCGCCGAGGCACGAAUUCAAAAGCCGAUCGCGUGUCUAAAGAUGCCUCGCUUCUCGCGAACUCCCUCGUCUUUCCUUUCACCCCAACCGUCUCCCUCGCGCCCACACACCCCUCGCUCCCCGUCCCUCCCGCCACUCCCGACGACGACGAACGACGACUGUCCCUCCCCACGAAAUAAUCGCUAUCACCGUCGCUGGCCGAACUAACCUCUGACGACAUCGCUACAUUAUUAAUGCAAGGCCUGCCGCUCUAAACUUCUCCAAUGGACGCCGCACCCUCCACUUCCGCUACCUUCGCGGACGCGUCCCGCCAGUCGCAGGCUGUACAUCAUCAAUACGGUACUAGAACGCGUCAGAAUUCUAUAAUGCGGCCAUCCGCUCGUCUACGCCAAUCGCCCGAUCUGCCGUCGACCACCACCACCCCGGCGCUCAGACGCAUAAAACCACUCAUGAUCUCAAAGUCAAAUAAUGUCCCCGCGGUCUCAUCGCCGUCAUCAAACGACUCGAAUGCGCUCACGUUUCCCCCGCCGCAUGUCGUAUUGCAUCCCGACGACGCGUCAAAUAAGGUCUUCUUAGCGAUCGGCCGUUCUCUGCUCGCGGUGAACAAUAAGGCCGUUACCAUCAAAGAACUCGCCGAAAUGACCCUCAAGAACGGACUGCAUUGCCAGAACGUGUCCGCCGCGUCCCAGGCUAUCACUACCUUCAUCCGCGCGCACAUGCAUCGAUGUGAUGUCGAGCAAGAUCAUCCCUUGCUCCUCCGCCACGUGCUGUCGGGCACACCCUCGGACGACGACCUCCUCCCCGCCCUCCACUCGCGCUCGGGCGGCGCGCACUGCAAUCCGCCCACCGGCGACAACCGGCUCACCAACUUUCGCAAGGGCACCAUGGUUUGGUACCUCAGCAAGGCCGCCGGCGCGCCGUGCCCCUUCAGCCGCGCCGGGAUCAGGCUGUGCGACUACGGCGAGAACGGGAAGGUGGGGUAUAUGCCGACGACGGACAGGGAGAAGAAGAGGGAGAGGGACCGUGCUAGGCGGGCGGCGAACCGGGGGCUGAAGAGGAAGAGGCUACCCAGAGCGUGCGCGGACAAGGGCGCGGCGUCGGAUUCGGGCUCGGACGCGGAGAAACCGCCGCCGAAGGUGAAGCUGACGCUGCGCCUCAAGCCGAGCCUCAUCCGGGCGAGCUUGUCGCCUUCGACGCCGUCGCCGUCUUCCGUGUCGCCGACCGCGUCUGCUACUCGAUCAAGAGAAAUCGUCGACUUGUCCAAGAUGUCCGACUCGGACUCCGACUCGGAUGACUCUGACGAUUCUGCGGAUGUGUCUGAAGACGACUCGGUCUCCAUGUCUCCGGUUGUGGAGUCCCAUCCCGUGCCAGAUGUUCCGAUGGAUCAACGACCUUCACCCGCGUAUCCGUCAGUGCGAGCUACUUCCAUGCCGCCUUACACGGUAUCGUCAGACGGCCGGUGCCUAUCCUUCGCAUUACCUCCUUCGGUGGAAGCUCCUGUCGUGCUGCCCUUCCGCAGAUCUGCGUCCGUCACCCAUAGCGACGCCUCGCCCCCUCCAGACUCUGAUGACGAGGUCCCCGCUGAUGGCCACGAUUGGGACUCGGCCGGGGCUCGGCGGUACUCGUCUGCCGAGGAGCCGCCCUUCUCUGAUGAUGAGGAUAUGGAUGCCGACUGGGCCUUCGACGCGGAUGAGGACGAGGAAUUCGGAGAGAGCGAUAUCGAGACGCAUUGGGAGGAUAGCCCUGCGCCUCAGUCGCCUCCCUCCGCUGCGGAUCUGGACGAUGUUGUGGUCAAGCAGGAGCCGAGCGAUCCAAGCGCGUGGGCGACCAUGGACGAACGUUCGAAGGUUGUCGAGAUCGUCAUGCAGGCUGCUGCUGGCGGACUGUCGUCGGUCAAGACGGAGGACUUCGACACGUGGGACUGGAAGCAGUACCGCACGCAGUCCCCGACAUGGCUCAUGGACGACGAUGACGCUGCCCAUGUUAAGGAGGAGGACGAGGCUGACGUCGAUGGGUACUUUGCCGACGUCUCGUUCGCUGCUGGGGCCGAUAGCAGCAGACGCUCGUCAUCGCCAACGCUCGACUUUACCGCGCUCACCCUUCACUCCCCCGUAUCACCUACCGUACCUCGCCGGAUUCCACCUUCGACUUCCCAUCAACCCAGCGAACUUCAGUGGACGGAUGUGCAGCUUCUCGGGCCCGAUACCGUGGAGGAGCGCGAGUUUGAUGAUCGCGAGUGGAGAGGUGGCCGGCGUCCUACGCUCUCGAUGACGGACACGGCCGUUCCUCCUAGUCGCGUCAACACGCCGUUACCCACUGCUCCCGUGGAAUCGAAAUCUGACGUACCUUCUCCCUCCCCAAGUUUGUCGUCGAUGCCCUCGCUGUCGUCCUCUGUUCGUUCCUUGGAUUCCCCGGAGGUUCUCACAGAGAGCGCUUCUUCCCCCUUCUUCCGGCCGAGUCCUGCGUCCUCGCCGGAUGCUCGUGCACGACAAGCUUCGGCAUCAUUCGCAUCCACGGGCUCGCAAAUGGACGACAGCUCCGCACCAGAACCCCGCUCGACAACGGAAACGAAGCGCACGUCGCAGUCGUCCAUCAGAACGGUGCGGCCUGGCGACGCUCUGUGGGAAGAAGACGUGCCGCGAUGGGACAUCGUUGAGGAUCAUAUUCUUUCGGUUCACCCACCCUUCGAUUCACUCGACAUCAAACCGCUCGCUGCCGAAGACGCGUUGGCCACAGAUACCCCGCUUAGCCCCACCGAGGAGGAGAUGUUCCACACGCUGUGUGGCAUUCCUGAUUGGGAGGUGCAGCCUUGCACGAUGUCCACGACGGAACCCGUCGACGUCGACGUCGCCGCCGCUGCCUCUCCCGCCGCGGACAGCAACAAGCCGCUACGACGCUCCAAACGCGUCGCUGCCCAUGCUGCCACCGUGGCCGUCCGGGAACGCACGAUGACGAGGCGAUCUAGCAAAAGGACCGCCUCCGCGACGAAAUCUUCGAGAUGAUUGAUGACGACGAACACCCCCGUUUCCGCCACGCACUGAAUAAUCGAUUUACCAUAUUCCUUCCUCCCGUCCCGGUCUGCCCCAGCACGGUUCGCUUUCUGCAUGUAUUAUUGUUAAAACCCAUGCCCCUCGUUGGACCUGCGAUAUUCAGCUGUGAAGCUUAGAACUGUAUCCAAUACGUGCGCCAGAGUCCUCUUCGCCUUUUCUAUUUCUUCUUCUCGUCGUCAACGUCUCUUCGCACCCACUCGUCGCGCGAGGCGGUCCGGUAUUCACCCAGGCCGACGACUCUUGGUUUUCGGGCCGGGAGCGUCCGUCGGCGAUCAAUGAUUGAGGGUUGGGAGUAAGGUCGAAGGCCUGCUGCCGUUGGAGGAUCCAAAGUAGUAAACACCGCUCAGCUAUAUAGUCUUGUCGUUAGUCCUGUACGUUAGCCAAUACAAGCUAGUGUGUAAAGU
Molecule: messenger RNA, 3832 nt
Organism: Punctularia strigosozonata HHB-11173 SS5
Lineage: Eukaryota; Fungi; Basidiomycota; Agaricomycetes; Corticiales; Punctulariaceae
Exons: 6
Coding region: 642-3380 (912 amino acids)
Source: RefSeq, a predicted model, not a curated record